Messenger RNA from Prorocentrum cordatum, 2576 nucleotides. NCBI's taxonomy places the organism in Eukaryota, Dinophyceae, Prorocentrales, Prorocentraceae. The record is from the annotation of a GenBank genome assembly.
AUGAGCCCGCACGUCUGGUUGCUCGCAAUCCUCUUCCUCUGCCAGUACCGCCAGUCUCAUCUGCAUGUGCUGACAGUGGUGGAUUUUUGUCGCGAGGUUGCCGUCAGCGGGUUCAGCAGCGUCACGCUCGGUCAACUCAGUGGUGGUCCUCUGUCGCUGGUGCAGCAACGCAUCAUGGAGUACGUGCGCGACUCAGUUGGAGCGCUGGGGGCUCCACCGGCAGGCGUCGACACCUCAGAAGCUCUGCGGAGGCUUCGAGCGCCUGGCUUCUACGGCUCCGACGAGGACGUGAAGCUGGGGAACUACAAUCCCGAUCUGCUCUCGCUGCCGUCCGCGGGGGGCCAUGCGGUUCCGCUCGCGGACUUGUGGGGUGCAGGCGGGCGCAGGCGCGUCGCGGAGUUCGUCCGCGAUAGUGUGCUACCUGCGGGACCGGCGCUGGAGAGGAGGAAGAUGCGCGGCGUGAGGGCGCCCUAUUCCGACCCAGCCCUUCGCCAACCGCGUGUGUGGAGCGACUUUGUCUCGCGGCUUCAUCACAGCGGCCUGCUAGAUUUUGCCUGCGACCGCGGCAGAGAGUCCGUGGAGUUCUUCUGCGUUCCGAAAAAAGAUCAGCGAUUGAGACUCGUUUGCGAUUGCCGUCACAGCAACGUCUGGUUUCGCGAGCCUGAUAACGUCACUCUUUGUACUGGUGAGACUCUUGGGAACCUCGAAGUCGGUGAGGGCGAGACGCUCUAUAUUUCGGAAGCUGACCUGUCCAAUGCAUUCUACCAUUUGCAGCUGCCUGUCGAGUUGCGGGAUCUGUUCACCCUUAGGCGCGUCCGUGCCCGUGAUAUCGGCUUGACUGAGAUUGGCGGGCAACCAUAUGUCGACAACUUCGUGGCCAUUUCGACUGUCGCCUCCAAGGUGCAUCGCCUCGCGUCCGCCGUCGUGGAGGGGUUCAGGGAGGCGGGGUUGGUCGCGACCGCCGAUGUCGACUCGCCCGGAGAGGUCCUCGAGAGGCUUGUGGGGCGCAUGGGGUUCAUCAGCCUGGUCCGACGGGAAAGCCUCUCGGUCUUCGACGCGCUGUUCGCGUUCAUCCGCCGCUUCUACUACGAGGAGGCCCCGCUGCGGCCCAGUGUCAUCAACGAGCUCACGAUCUGGGAGGGGAUCGCGCCGCUGCUGUGGCGCAACCUGAAGGCCUCGUGGGGGCCGUCGCUGUACGCCGUCGACGCGUCCCCGACCGGUCUGGGAGCUGCCGCCGCUGCCGCCGUGUCCGACGACCCCGAGGUGCAGUGGCUGUCCGGAGUGCGCGACAACGGGUCCGGAGGUCUCUGGGAUGUUGAUGGGGGGCCGCCGCCUGCCGGCAGUGCCGCCGCCGUUCUGGGUUCUGGGCUCGGCGAUUCUCGUGACGCCGUGUUUCGUGAGGUGCCCCUGAAGCUCUUACGACGUGACUGGAAGAUUGUCGGGAGGUACAAGUGGAACUUUGAGGGGCCGAUGCCUAUCCUUGAGGGCCGGGCUAUCUUGCAUGCACUACGACACGCCCUGAGGAAUGUUCAGAACUUCGGGCGGCGGAUCGCGGUCCUGGGGGGCGCCCUCGUCGCUGCCUGCGCAGUCUCGAAGGGGCGGUCUGAUUCCAGGGCGAUGCUCAAGGUCACCCAGUCCGUGGCUGCUCUCUGUCUGGCCACUGGGUGCGCGUUGCACUGCCGGUGGCUCCCCUCAGAGUGGAACGUGGCUGACGGGCCCUCGAGAGGGCUUGCAGUUCCGUCAGUGCCGCAGCCGCUGUCCCUCUCGAAGCCUCACGAGCUGGAGUGGCUUCGCUCGGCUGGGCAGCCCGCGCCCGUCCCGCGGCCCCGCCCCGCGGCAGGAGGCGAUGCUGCUACGAGCGUCGCCGUCGACCGGCUCUCAGCCGACUGGGGCGGCUUCGCGGCCCUCGGGGAGGAGCAGUUUGACGCGGGCGCCAGCCGCUUCGAGCCCGUCUUCGUCGGCGGCGUUUCCUUCGCGGGCCGCUCCCAGCAGCGCGCCAGCGGCUGUGCCCCGCCGGGCGCCCGCGCGAAGGAGGCGGCGAGGCGGCGGGCGGCCGCGACCGCGGCCGAGGGGCUGACCGUCUGCCAGACUCACUCGGUUCGCCCCGCUACGUUGCGGCCGUACCAAGACGACUUUGCCUCGUUCAAGCGCUGGCUGAGUCGCCAGGGCCGCCCGAUGCCCGAGGGCAAGCUGGACACCGACCAGACCCUCUCCCAGUACCUGGACGAGAGGUACCUCGACGGCGCGCACGUCAGCUUGGUGCAGCGGAUGCUCGCCGCUGUGCUGUUCCACCAGUCGGCCCUGAGCAAGGCGGGCGGCGCGCGGAUAACGCGCAGCCGCCGCGCGCUCAAGGGCUGGCAGCGCCUGGCGCCUGCAGGCUCCAGGCUCGGGGUGCCGUACGUGGUGAUGUGCAUGAUCGUGAUGUGGCUGCACGGCCUGUUCACGAUCGGCAGCACCCAGGCGGGGCAGGCGUUCGACAGGGCGGUGCAGGCGCUGGGGCUUCGGCGCGUGGGCGUGGUCUGCCGCUACCAGCUGCGCCACGGCGGCGCAAGCCACGACGCGGCGACCGGCGCGAG